Cyclocybe aegerita is the source of this 1269-nucleotide messenger RNA. NCBI's taxonomy places the organism in Eukaryota, Fungi, Basidiomycota, Agaricomycetes, Agaricales, Hemipholiotaceae. The record is from the annotation of a GenBank genome assembly.
AUGGAUGUCUAUCCUGACACAGCAUUACUUUGCCAACCACCACUUUCGGGUCCUGAGCCUCUGACUUUACGUGUUUUCUGCCAUGGCAUAGACUCAAAUACUAUGAAGAACGUUAUUACACCCAAAUCUCUGGCCUUUCGUGCCAAAUUGGCGGACUUGGUGUCUCCCUUGCGACGUGUUCGAUCGAGAACACCCUUUUUUCGACUUGCGGCGCACAGAACUCCCACUUUAUGGUCAUUAUAUCGUGGGAUUCUCAGGCUCUCUCCAACAGAAGAUGUCAAGUUUCGGGUUCGAGCACUGUUUCGUCAGAAUCGCCACCUAACCGGGGUUGAGCAGACAAAAGCGCGUCUAAACCAAGGAUACAAGUGGCUUAAGUUCUUCAAGAAGGCUAUGGAUGGCGACCGACAUUGCCAAGCUGUUAUGAUGCGAUACUCUCGGUUGAUAGCUGCGAAACGAGCAAAGGCAGAUCUAAGGAGGGUGAUGAAGGGUGAAUUGGAACGACAACUGCGGGCGCGGACACAGCCUAUCUGGACUGGAGGGUUCCUCCGUCCUACCCUCUUUCACGGCCCACUUCCACGGAUGUACCCACAACCCAAGCCUAUCGCCAUGAUUGUGCGGAAACGUAUCCUUGCCCGGGAAAAGCGAUUCAAGACAAAAGCUGACCUCGAAGGAGACCUGGAGGAUCUCAAACUCGAAGGCAAAUUUGAGGAGGGCCUGCGCGACUUGACCAAGACCGAAUUCCCGACCUUCUUCUCGGGCGAAGAUGUAUCCGCCGAAUGGCGUCAACCCAUUCAAACCAUCCUAGACGAGUUCAAGCUCAAAGAUCAACGCGAAUACGCCCGUGCUGCCCAGCCCUUCCCUCCUGAACUCGUCGAGGCAAUCUUCGAAGCACGACGCGAGAAGAUUCGGAACAAGACACGAGAGAAAGAACGUGAGCGGCGGGGCGAACGGACACUGAGUGCUCUCCGGCGGAAACGGCAAGGACCGCCAGCCCACGUUCUCUCGCAGAUGACCCCUGAGCAAAGAGAGAUGGACAAGGUUGCUCGGAGCUUAAGUGAGGUAGGAUACGUCGCGCUGGUGAAACGUCGGUUAGGGAGGAAGUUGAAGGACCCAGAGGCCGGGUUGGAGCUUGGAGAGGUGCAGAAUCGUCCGUUGCUUGACAAAACGAGGGAGAUAAUUAGGCAGGAGAAUAAGAGGAGGCGGUUGGAGGAACUGGAGCUCGGCACGCGUAGGUUGAAGAAGCCUGGUGAUCGCGGUUGCAAUCGAUAG